Molecule: messenger RNA, 387 nt
Organism: Psilocybe cubensis
Lineage: Eukaryota; Fungi; Basidiomycota; Agaricomycetes; Agaricales; Agrocybaceae
Exons: 4
Coding region: 1-387 (128 amino acids)
Biological process (GO): cristae formation
Cellular component (GO): mitochondrial crista junction; MICOS complex
Source: RefSeq, a predicted model, not a curated record
AUGUCCGUUCUCCUAGGCCCACUUUCCGGCGCGCUGGUCGCUGGCGGGAUCUACUACGGCUUUUCUAAUCUCAUGCAAACGCGGACACAGCAGCAUAUCAAAGACUUGCACACACUGAGCGUCCGGCUCGUGGAAACUCCCAAUGUCAUCCUUGCGCCGCCCUCAGCAGCGGCUCGUGUCAAGCCGCACAACUUCACGACGGAGCUCAAGGCGCGGUGGAACAACGAGGUAGAGUGCCUCUUCCGGGGGAUCCAGAAUCUCGAUCGCAGCGCGGUAGAAUGGGGGCGGACACUGUUGUACAGUUCUUCGGGAAAAGAGGACAAGGGUGCGGGUGAAGCGCCAGCGACAAAGGUUCCAACAGCAUCUGCGGAGACGGCUUCAUCAUGA